CGCAUGUUUAUCCAGCAAGUCAUGCACGCGCCCCCUGUCUGUGGAAGGUGAGCGAGCGCGAGAGUCUAGAGGAGAGGACACGAGCCUGGAUCGAUCGGAUUAAACUCGAAUUGAGUGAAAUUAACACAAAGGAGAGAAGCAGAGUCGGCGAGGACGGGACGCUGAGACGCCGACUUCACCGAAAUCAUUUGAAUUUCGACAGUUAUUCGUGUAUUUAAACGGAUUUUCGGGAUAUAAGAAGAGGAGUUAAUUGGUGAAAACCCUAAACUGACCCGCGUUGAGUAGGGUCCUGUAACCUGACUUUGCCUGACGCUGCGUUCUCUGAGAGAAUUAAGGAAAUAUGGAGUGACAUGCUGCAGAUUAGUUAGCGGAUUAGCGGCUUUGAGGACAUCCACCUCUGUGUGAGCACACAUUCCCCGUCCUGCUUCUGAAGCUCGGCUGCACAGCAGGAGCACUGCAGCCAUGGCUGACCCAGGCAUGAUGAGCCUCUUCGGAGACGAUGGGAAUCUGUUCUCCGAUGAGUUGGAGGGCCUGGGGGACUGUGGCUACCCCCAAGGUCAGGCAAAUCCAAUGAGUCAACAGAUGCCCCAUGAGCACCAAGGCUACGGGCAGCUCCCCUCUACUCUUCACCUCUCCUCAUCUGCUGUACCUGGACAGGCCAAGCUUGGCCACCAUUUUGACCACUUCAAUCAGUAUGAGCAGCCCAAGAUGCAUUCAAUGGACCAGCAGGGGGGCCGGAUGAUUGGGAACGGACCAGUAAAUGGCAUGUCCUCCCCUCAUUCCCGCUAUCACGGUCCUCCGCCAGUUGCGGGAGGGUCUGCAGGGCAUCAUGUCUACCCAGGAGCACAAGGAGAUGGCCGGAGCCAGUCAUUCUCAGAUGGCGGAAAUGCGUGGGGCGCUCAAGCAAUGCAGGUGCCCGAUCAAGCUAGACCCGCUUUCCAGCAGCAACCUCCACAAGCCUCAUCUCAUCAGCAUGGCCCUGCCGGACCACAGGGACAUGGCCACCAAAUGGGCCCUUUUAUCGGCCGCGGUGACUAUGCCAUGCAGGGCCACAACCAGACGCAAACACCCCCCAGAAUGAACCACUUUCCCCAAGGCCUCCCUCAGGAAGCCAAUCAUUUCAUGGGUCAUGUGGGGAUGACUCAGAAUCCCGGCAUGUCGGGACCCCCCAUGCGUCACCCAGCACAGCCUCCUCAGCAGCAUCAGCAACCCAAUCAACAAUUUCUCCACAGGCCUGGCCAGGGUCCGGUUCAUCCGGAGUCUGUUGCCAGCCACAACCCCCAGUUCCCACAAAGCCCUUCAAGACAGCAGCAGCAGCAGCAGGUCAUUGGCGGAAGACCCCACCAAAACAUGGGAUAUAACAUGCACAACCAGCAAGUCCCUUCCAACACUGUAAACAGCUCAGGGCAGUACCCUCCCUAUUCUUCGUACGGCAACCUUAAUCAGGGAUUAGCCAACACUUCAGGGAUGAGUCCCAACUUGAGCCUUACCACCAGCAGCAACAGCAACCCUAAUGCUCCCGUGACCCAGGUGCAGCGCUACACUGCCCCGACGGGGCCCCAGCGCUACCCCACACCUGGGGCUCAACAGGGACCAAUGCACCAGCAGCCCAUUCAUGUGAACCAAAUCAACACCCAGCCUAUGCAUACAGCUCAGAAUCAGGUUGCAGCCCAGCAGAAGCUGCAACAACAGCAUCUACCGCCUCCACCUCAGGGAUCAUACGCCUCCCCUCCUUCCAUGUCUCCCAUGAGGAACCUGGCUACCCCUGCGGGCACGCCUCCUCCCCAGCAGGGCCGGCCGCCCAGUGCAGGUUUGGUAACUGAUGUGGGAGGCUACCCUGGAGUGCCGCAUCAGUCUCAAGGCCCAAUGGCUCACACCCAAAGAGGAGCCUGCCCAAUGAAUGCAGCUCAGCAGCAUCCCCACCAACAGCUGCCGUCGCAUCCCUCACACCCACAUCCUCCACCAACCCAGAUGUACGCUGCUUUGUCACCCAAUCACAGGGCCACAGGUGCUCAAGGAAGACCUCCAGCAGGACCGGGUGCGAACCACACAGAGCCCCAGGACCAGAGGCUGCUCGCCCAACAAGCGCAGCGCCAGCAGCUGCAGACGCCCCCAUUGCCUUUCCAGCAGCAACAGCUGCAGCAGGUGCACACCCCUCCCUCGAUUCCCCCGUCACAGACACACCUGGCUGCACACCACCAGAGCUCCCCUCCGUCUCAGCAGUCAUGGGCAGCUCCUCACCAGUCGCCUCCACCCAUGCAGAAAGUGCCUCACAUGCAGCAUUCCCCAUCAGACCCUUCCCUGGAGAUGAUAACAUCUAGUAAGACACCUGCCUUGGGCCCAAACCUCCAACCAGCCAACUGUGACAUACAGCAGACGGAGAGCGAGCUCAAGCCAAAAAAGAAGAAAAAGAAGAAAGCCAAGACGAGCGACGGCCAGGAGGGUAACAACAUCAGUGGUGAGGCCGGAGGAGAGGCAGCUUCUCUGAUAAACGAGGGAGACUCUCUUAUGACUCCUGUGGAACAGUCUGUCGUUGAAAAGAAGAGCAAAAAGAAACCAAAGGAGAAGGAGCCCAAGGAACCGAAAGAGCCCAAGACUCCCAAAACCCCGAAGACUCCCAAGACACCCAAAGAACCUAAGGAACCCAAGGAGAAAAAAGUGAAGACUGCCACCCCGAAGCCUAAGAGCUCCAAAAAGCCCAGUGCUAAAAAGUCUGACUCAGAGUCCAGUAGUAUCACCAAGAAAGACGCAAAGCGCAAGAGAGAGCCCUCAGUCACCUCUGAUGUGGAGAAAACACCACCACAUUCACCGGAGGAAGAGGAAGAUGAUGGUGUUCAGAAGAGGCGAUCUAGUCGGCAAGUGAAGAGGAAACGCUACACUGAGGACCUGGAGUUCAGAAUUUCUGAUGACGACGACAAUGGAGAUGAUUCUCCUGGACCAAAGUCUCCUUCAACCACAUCUGAGCAGCAGGAGCUGCCGGAUGCAGAGGGCCCUGUGGUGGAGAAGAUCAUGGGGAUGCGCAUGGGAAAGAAAGAGUUGGUGUCUGGUGAAGAGGUUGAAGUUGAGGAGUUUUAUGUCAAAUUCAAAGGCUUCUCUUACCUGCACUGUCGCUGGGCAGAUAUCGAAGAGCUGGAAAAGGAUAAGAGAAUCCAGCAGAAGGUCAAGAGGUUCAGGGCCAAGCAGGCUCUCAGUAACUUCCUAACUGAGAUGGAUGAUGAGCCCUUCAACCCAGAUUAUGUGGAGGUGGACAGGGUUCUGGAUGUGUCUGAAAGCACCGAUGAAAAUGGAGAGCCUGUAACUCUGUACCUGGUGAAGUGGUGCUCCUUGCCCUAUGAGGACAGCACGUGGGAGUUAAAAGCUGACAUCGACCAAGGGAAGAUUGAGGAGUUUGAGAGAGUGAUGGAGCGUGAGCCGGAGCCGAAGCGCGUGGAGCGACCUCCCGCCAGCGACUGGCAGAAAUCCGAGAGUUCCAGAGAAUAUAAAAACGGCAAUGCGCUCAGGGAAUACCAGCUGGAGGGAGUCAACUGGCUGCUCUUCAACUGGUACAACACACGAAACUGCAUUUUAGCCGAUGAAAUGGGCCUUGGCAAAACAAUCCAGUCCAUCACAUUCCUCUAUGAGAUAUACCUGAAGAGAAUCCACGGCCCUUUCCUGGUGAUUGCACCUCUUUCCACCAUUCCCAACUGGGAGAGGGAGUUCAGGACAUGGACCGAGCUAAACGUAGUUGUAUAUCAUGGUAGCCAGGCCAGCCGAAAGACUAUUCAGGCUUACGAGAUGUACUACAGAGACACACAGGGUCGUGUAAUAAAGGGAGCCUACAAAUUCCAUGCAAUCAUCACCACAUUUGAGAUGAUCCUGACUGACUGCCCCGAGCUUCGGAGCGUGCCGUGGCGCUGUGUGAUCAUUGAUGAGGCUCAUAGGCUCAAGAACAGGAAUUGCAAGCUGCUUGAGGGCCUAAAGAUGAUGGACAUGGAACACAAAGUCCUGCUGACUGGAACCCCACUGCAAAACACAGUGGAGGAGCUCUUCAGUCUCCUUAAUUUCCUGGAGCCUGACAGGUUUCCCUCGGAGUCGACCUUCAUGCAGGAGUUUGGAGAUCUUAAAACAGAAGAACAGGUGCAAAAACUGCAGGGCAUUCUGAAGCCUAUGAUGCUGCGCCGACUGAAGGAGGACGUGGAGAAAAAUCUUGCACCAAAAGAGGAGACCAUCAUUGAAGUAGAGCUGACCAAUGUGCAGAAGAAAUACUACCGUGCAAUCUUGGAGAAGAACUUUGCCUUUCUGUCCAAAAGUGGAGGCGGCGGCGGCGGCGGCGGAGGUGGAGGAGGAGGAGGAUCCAAUGUUCCCAACCUGCUGAACACCAUGAUGGAGCUGAGAAAAUGCUGUAAUCACCCCUACCUCAUCAAUGGAGCCGAGGAGAAGAUAAUGGAGGAGUUCAGGGAGAGUCACCCCUUAGACCACCCAGAGUUCCACCUCCAGGCCAUGAUCCAGGCUGCAGGAAAACUGGUGCUGAUAGACAAGCUGCUCCCCAAACUGAAGGCUGGGGGUCACCGUGUGCUCAUCUUUUCCCAGAUGGUGCGCUGUCUGGACAUCCUGGAGGACUACCUCAUCCAGAGACGGUAUCCAUAUGAGCGUAUAGAUGGCAGAGUUCGAGGAAAUCUCCGCCAGGCAGCUAUUGACCGCUUUUCACGACCGGACUCUGACCGUUUUGUGUUCCUGCUGUGCACCAGGGCUGGAGGCCUGGGUAUUAACUUAACUGCAGCUGAUACUUGCAUUAUUUUUGACUCUGACUGGAAUCCUCAGAAUGACUUGCAGGCACAAGCUCGUUGCCACAGGAUAGGACAGAGCAAGGCUGUGAAGAUUUACCGCCUGGUCACCAGAAACUCCUACGAAAGAGAGAUGUUUGACAAGGCCAGUCUGAAGUUAGGAUUGGACAAGGCUGUGCUUCAGUCCAUGAGCGGGAGGGAAAAUGCUGCCAAUGGGGUUCAGCAGCUCUCUAAAAAGGAGAUUGAGGAUCUUCUAAGGAAAGGAGCAUAUGGUGCUCUAAUGGAUGAGGAGGAUGAGGGAUCUAAGUUCUGUGAAGAAGACAUUGAUCAGAUUUUGCAGAGACGUACACAGACCAUUACCAUUGAAUCAGAGGGCAAAGGCUCAACAUUUGCUAAGGCAAGUUUUGUGGCCUCUGGGAACAGAAGCGACAUUUCUCUGGAGGACCCAGAUUUCUGGCAGAAAUGGGCAAAGAAAGCAGAGCUGGACCUGGAUGUGAUCAACGGCAGGAAUACUCUGGUGAUUGACACUCCUCGGGUCCGGAAGCAGACUCGGCACUACAGUUCUAUGAAGGAGGAUGAUUUGAUGGAGUACUCUGAGCUUGAGAGUGACUCUGAGGACAAGCCCAUUCAGAAACCUCGGAGGCCACAGGACCGAACCCAGGGGUACCCCCGCAGUGAGUGCUUCAGAGUGGAGAAGAACCUGCUGGUGUAUGGCUGGGGCCGCUGGGGUGACAUCCUGUCCCAUGGACGCUUUAAGCGCCCACUGAGGGAGCGAGACGUAGAGACCAUCUGCCGCGCACUCCUGGCCUAUUGCCUGCUUCACUACCGUGGAGACGAGAACAUCAAGAGCUUCAUUUGGGACCUCAUAACCCCUACUGAGGAUGGCCAGAGCCGCACACUGACCAACCACUCUGGAUUGUCUGCUCCAGUGCCCCGGGGGCGUAAAGGGAAGAAGGGGAAGCCGCAGGCUGCUCAAACUCACAUGCCACAGGCUGACUGGCUUGCUGACUGUAAUCCUGACAUCCUCCUUCAAGAGGACAGUUACAAGAGACACCUGAAACACCACUGCAACAAAGUGCUGCUGCGGGUCCGCAUGCUCUACUAUCUGCGACAAGAAGUCAUCGGAGACCAUGCAGACAGAAUCCUGGAGGGAACCGAUUCAAGCGAGUUGGAUAUCUGGAUCCCGCAACCCUUCCACGCCGAUGUCCCCACUGAUUGGUGGGAUCUCGAAGCGGACAAGUCCCUCCUAAUCGGCGUCUUUAAGCAUGGCUACGAGAAGUAUAACUCUAUGCGUGCUGACCCCACCCUGUGUUUCCUGGAGAGGGUGGGCAUGCCCGAUGCCAAGGCCAUCGCUGCUGAGCAGAGGGGAGCGGACAUGAUGGCAGAUGGUGUCGAGGGAGAGGAUGAGGACCCAGAGUACAAGCCACUCCGGAUGCCGUUUAAAGAUGAUCUAGAUGAUUUUACAAACUCUCCCCUGGAUGAUAAAGACGAUGGGAUGGAUGGCGAGACUGGAGAAGUGCCUAAGCCUGGUGAGAAUGGGAAAGUAGGCAAUCUGUACUGGCCACCAGCCUCUGCCCUGACAGCCCGAUUGCGCCGCCUCAUCACGGCCUAUCAGCGCACUCACAAGCGCGAGCAACUAAGGCAGGAAGCCAUGACCAAACCUGACCGGCGCCGAGGCCGCCCGCGUGAUGACAUCCUUGCCAUGGUAACAGAGGGAGGAGCUUAUGCUCCGGAUGGAGCAGUGGCUUUUAUGGCUGAAGGAGGGCCUUUCAUGGCCAAGGGAUCACCUUUCAUCCCUGAUAGCGCCGCCCUGCUGGCUGAUGGAGCAGCUUAUUUUAAAGAGCGACGGCAGAGAUGGACAAGGCGUGAAGAGGCCGAUUUCUACCGUGUGGUGUCCACAUUCGGUGUGGUUUAUGACGUGCACAGACAAUGCUUUGACUGGUCCCAGUUCCGUGCUUUUGCUCGUCUAGACAAGAAGACAGACGAAAGCCUGGAAAAAUAUUACUACUCUUUUGUUGCCAUGUGCAAGCGGGUGUGUCGAAUGCAGGUCAAAUCCGAAACAGAACUGCCAGACCCCACCCUCAUCAUUGACCCCAUUACAGAAGAGCGGGCUUCACGGACGCUCUAUCGUAUCGAGCUGCUGCGGCGGAUCAGGGAGCAGGUGUUGCCGCACCCUCAGCUGGAUGAGAGGUUGAGUCUGUGCCAACCCAGCCCUGACCUCCCAGCCUGGUGGGAGCCCGGACGCCAUGACCGAGACCUCCUGCGGGGCGCCGCAAAGCACGGAGUCAGCCGCACUGACUACCACAUCCUCAAUGACCCCGAGCUAAGCUUCUUGGAGGCCCAUCGGAAGUUCACACAGGGCAAGGGUGUGGAACUGCCCAUCGUGUCUGAUCCACUUACACCUCUGAACCUGCUCAAAGAUGAGGAGGUGAAGGAAGAGCAAGGAGAUGUCUUGGUGCCCAAAGUGGAGAAUGAUGACAUGGAGGUCAAAGAAGAAAAACCUGAAGCCUUCUCUCCUAAAAAAGAAGAGGAAGCAAAUGAUUUGGGUCUGAAGCAUGAGCCUAAAGAGGAAAAGAUGGAAGUGGAGGAGAAAGAUGAUUCGAUGGAGAUUAAGACCAAGGUAGAGCAGGGUUGUACUGUGGAUGGUAUGGCUGAUGAGAAGCCCAUGAAUCAGGAGCCCACUACCCCUGAGAACAAAAAUGCUGAGGAUGAGAAUGAGCCACUGACUGCUGAGACUAAACUUCCUACUGACAAAACCUCCAAAGAUGAGGAAGACAAGAUGGACGAGGACGACAAAUCAGAAAAAUCUUCACAAGCUGAAGUUGGAGGAGCCUCUGAGAGGAAGAAUUUUGAUGAGGAGAGUAACGCCUCCUUGAGCACGGCCCGCGAUGAGACCAGGGACUGCUUCAGUGUUGAUGACGUUGAGCCAUCAGCUUCUCAGAUGUUCAGUGAACGUUCUCUGUUCUCUUUCUGGCCCAAGGACAGGGUAAUGAUCAAUCGUAUGGACAACAUCUGUGAAGCGGUCAUGAAGGGCAAGUGGCCUUCCAACAGGAGGCAGUUCUUUGACUUCCCAGGCCUGUUGCCUGGCUACAGCUCCAUGGCAACGGACAGCCCCCUGCAGAGGCGGAGUCUUGGUGAUCUCUCAUUGGUGGGUCAGACCAGCUAUAGUGGCAGUGAGGACCUCGCCAUGUCACCACAGGUCAACAAGGAUGAUGCUUUGAGUCUGUCCGUACCUCGGCAGCGCAGACGCAGGAGGAGAAAGGUGGAGAUCGAGGCAGAGCGUGCUGCCAAGCGCAGGAACCUGAUGGAAAUGGUCGCUCAGUUACGAGAGUCCCAUGCUGCAGAAGGCCAAGCACAGGCCAUAGACCUGACCAAGGCCCUGCACGGCGUGUCCACCUCCUCUUCCUCCACCGCGUUCCCUGGAGCCAUGGCCUCCUCCGUGGCAAUGAAAGCACAGAUGGAGCUGCUGCAAGCAGGCGCUUCCUCUAGACCCAGAGCCAACGGCUCUCUACUUGACACUGAACUCCCCAACCGGAGAAAGAGAGGUCGCAGGAAAAAUGUGGAGGGGUUGGAACUGCUCUUUAUGGGGAACAAAAGAGGACAACUCAAUGCGGAAAAUUCCGAUGGGACCAAAGCUUUUGUGGAUGGGCGGGCACAUAGACCCAUGUCAUCUCCUGCACAUAAGGCUCCCGUUGAAGGCCUAGAAGAGGGAAGCCAUCUUACAGGGGAAGAUGGGCCCAGCACUAAGGACCUACGGGAGUGGCUGAGACAGCACCCCACCUACACUAUGGAUAUGCCUGGAUACGUACCAAAGAAUGAGGACCACCUCCUCUCUCAGUUUGCCAAGCCCAAACAGAAAAGACACCGAUGCCGCAAUCCCAACAAGAUCGACAUUAAUACGCUGACUGGGGAGGAGAGAGUCCCUGUUGUUAACAUUAGGAAUGGAAGAAAGAUGGGAGGAGCUAUGGCACCUCCAAUGAAGGAUUUACCCCGCUGGCUGGUUGAAAAUCCAGAAUUUGCGAUCGCCCCAGACUGGACGGAUAUAGUGAAGCAAUCGGGCUUUCUCCCAGAGUCCAUGUUUGACCGUCUUCUGACUGGGCCAGUAGUCAGAGAGGAGGGUGUGCGCCGCAGAGGCAGGCGACCCAAAUCUGAGAUCGCCAAGGCGACAGCAGCAGCGCAGGCAGCGGCUGCAGCAGCGGCUUCCACGUCCGGUGUUAAUCCUUUGCUGAUGAACGGGCUGUUUGGCGGUAUGGACCUGACCAGUCUGCAGGGCCUGCAGAACCUCCAGAGCCUCCAGCUGGCCGCUGGCCUCAUGGGCUUUCCCCCUGCUCUCGGAGGGGGAGCGGACGCCAAGCACGCCGCAGCCAUGCUGCCUCUCAUGCUUCCUGGCAUGGGUGGCCUCCCCAACAUGUUCAGCCUGGGGAGUCUGUUUGGAGGAAACCUAGCUGCCGCUGCGACGGCCACCAACGGCGCCUCUGGCACAGAACAGGCAGAAUCUGAGGAGAAUCCCAAGCCGAAGACGGAUGAGGAGACCAAGGACGAAGGAGAUGAGAAAGAGGAGAAGGAAGCAGAGAAAUCGUCUGAAACGGAGUCUGCUGAGGCAACCGGUGACGUAGCUGCGCUGAAUGCAGCCGCCGGCAUGUCCACCAACGCACUGGCUUUCAACCCUUUCCUGCUGUCCACCAUGGCCCCAGGCCUCUUCUACCCAUCCAUGUUCUUACACCCCAGCCUUAGCGGCCUGGGCAUCCCAGGCUUCCCCCAAGCUUCUCUAGCUGACCUCCAGAGCGCUGUGUCGGGGGCCUUGGGGGCCACCGGCGAGGACAAGGAGUCCGGUAAAGGGCUCUGCACAAAUCAGGACCAGAACGCCUCCAUGGCUGACGUGGAAACUGCUGACAACACACUUGAAGACAGUGACUCAGAGGAGAGCCAGAACAAGACUGCUGAUUCAUCAGUACUAGAUGAUGACCUGGCAGGGCCGGCAGAGGAAAUGGACUCCAUGGAGGGUGGAAUGGAUGAUGAGGACGAUGAUGAUGAUGAUGAGGAGGAGGAGGAUGAUGACCCUGCUGAUGAGGAUGACAAAAGUGACUAAAAAAAAAACUGAAUCAGGCCUUCUAACAUUUCCCCAGGGCUGAGACGCAGACUGAACUCUGACAGAAUGGUUAGUCCAGUUGUUUACAUGCCAACUCAAUAUCCAAAACACUUUGGUUGUUUGGUUUUUGUUGACAGGUAACAUUAAGAGGAAAGCAAAUAAGCUGUCUCUGUAACCAUUAGCAUAGCCAGGGAUGAUGUGAACAGUUGUGCGGAUGUCAAAAGGGUUUUUUUUUGUUUUUCCUGUGUUUUUUUUUACUUUUGUUUUUAUUUUAUUUUUUUUCUUUGAAGUCUUCGGCACUGUGUGGGUGCCUUCUAGAUGAGAUGGAAAUUUCCUGAAAUAUUAUAGGAAUUAAUCGUUCCGAUAGUGCUAUGCUGCUCUCUCCUUAUUUUAAUAUUAUUGUUUUUUGUCACUUUUCUCUCUCUCUACUGUUGAUAUUGUAACAAUGAGUAGCAUCUCGUAAUAUUCAGUGAUGUACAAUUUAACGGCAUUAAGACACUCUCCGCUGCUGAGGAAGAAUCGUGGUUUUCGUUGUACUGUUCUGCUGAGAGGAGCAGGCAAAGUUCUCACAUAUCAUAGCCUACACUCUGACUGUUCCCAGUCUCUCACACUGACAAUCCAAACGGGUGAGGAGACCUCUCGACCUGUGGAGACAGCAAUAACGAAGGCAGCUUUUGAAUGUUCAAUUUUACUCUUUUGACUAAACACCGGAAAGUGUGAAAAAGCGACAUGAAAUAAAUUACUGCAGUCAAAUUGUCUCAUUGUAUCCAUGUUAAUGCACUGGUGUAUGAAUAAAAUCAGGUACCUUUAUCUAUUUGAAUGGACUUUUGUUACUUUAGCCACAAAGCUGAACAGCAUUACCUCAAUUCUAACUAGCCUUGAAGUUUACAGACAAAUGUUGUAAAUGUUUUGUUUUUUUUCUUUUGUGAGUGUCCUUUUUUUUUUUUUUUUUUUGAAACCAUCAUGUAUGAUGAACUGUAAAUUGCUGCCAACUGUAGUAAUGAUGCUUUUAAUAAAAGUGACUCACAAUA
Messenger RNA from Onychostoma macrolepis, 10883 nucleotides. It is a transcript of the gene chd7, whose product is annotated as chromodomain helicase DNA binding protein 7. The record is from RefSeq and is a predicted model, not a curated record. The coding region runs from base 463 to 9852 and encodes 3129 amino acids. Lineage: Eukaryota; Metazoa; Chordata; Actinopteri; Cypriniformes; Cyprinidae. Gene Ontology annotation, molecular function: ATP binding; ATP-dependent chromatin remodeler activity; protein binding. The transcript has 38 exons.